Caenorhabditis elegans is the source of this 1422-nucleotide messenger RNA. It is a transcript of the gene nhr-78, whose product is annotated as Nuclear Hormone Receptor family. Gene Ontology annotation, molecular function: sequence-specific DNA binding; RNA polymerase II cis-regulatory region sequence-specific DNA binding; DNA binding. Bases 165 to 1370 code for a protein of 401 amino acids. NCBI's taxonomy places the organism in Eukaryota, Metazoa, Nematoda, Chromadorea, Rhabditida, Rhabditidae. The transcript is spliced from 7 exons. The record is from RefSeq and is marked reviewed. Gene Ontology annotation, cellular component: nucleus. Gene Ontology annotation, biological process: DNA-templated transcription; regulation of DNA-templated transcription.
GAUUGCUAGAGUGUAGCCUCAGUUUUUAGUCUUUUAUUGUUUAAAAUUGGCUGUAAAUUGCUAUUAAUUUUAUUAUAUUGAUUUUGAUUAUCGAAUUUUUGGAGAAAAUUCAAAAAAUUAAAAUUUGGGAGUACUAUUUUGAAUUUUAAUUAAAAAUUUCAACUAUGAAAUGUGCAAUUUGCGACUCGGUAGCUCUUUCGCUACACUUUGGAGCUCCAAGUUGUAAGGCCUGCGCCGCAUUUUUCCGCCGUACAGUUGCUCUGGACAUCACCUAUGACUGCAUCACUGGAACUUUGGAUUGUGAAGUUAAUUUUGAACGACGAAUGGCCUGCAAACGAUGUCGAUAUCAGAAAUGUAUUGAUAAUAAUAUGCAGAGAUAUUUGGUUCAAUCGAAAAAAGGACGACCAGACGCAUCGACAGCAAAUGGAAUCGAAAAUCCCACAACAUCAGCUUCUCCAUCAAUACCGUCUCCCUUCUCACCACCAUGUCCAUCUUCGCACAAUUCUGCACCGUCUGGAUUACUAUCUCCGAUGGAAACCGAUGAAAUCCAGAAAUUAAAUGAGCAUUUCUUCAAAAUGGACUCAAAUUUAAAUAAAAGCAGACGAAUGGCUUUCACGGAUUCCAGGCUGCUGGAUAUUUUUUCAGGAGUUUGCAAAAUGCCCUUCGAAAAGCACCAGCUCCAGCCAUUCGACUUCCGCUCGUACCGUGGCUAUCAAAAACAGGAAUACGUGAUGCUUUUCAACUAUGCGAACACGCUACCCGGCUUCCAAGAACUCUCGAAUGCUAGUCAGAACUUUUUAUUCCGAAUCGCUUGUGGUGUGGAUUACGUGAUUAGCAGCUCUUAUUACACAUUGUGCAUUGGUACCGAAAGCAAUUUGCUAAUUAAUCAAGAUGGUACCUAUAUCCAAAUGAUGCCCCUUCCUCUGAUGGGUGAUGAACCCGGUACUGAGCUAAUGUUCACCAGGAAAGAAGAGCUGGAAAAGUACCGGAACAUCAUAAAACCCCGUGUCAAUUCCUGGCUUGAGUUUAUCCCGUUGUUCAAGUCCCUGGAGUUGAGCUUCGAAGAGAAUGCUAUUCUAAAAGCACUGUGUUGCUGGCAAACUGCUCAUUUUAAGCUGGAAGAGUGUGAUAAGGAGAAUGUUAGAAAGCAAAAGUCUCUAUUGGUUCAAUGUCUGUUAAAGUUUUGCAUCGAUACAUAUGGAGAGGAAGAGGGGCCUGCGAGGGCUGGAAAUAUCAUCUUGUUCUCUUCGUCUAUCAGUGCCGAAGUAAUGGAACUUGUGAACAGUCUGAUCAUAAUGUCCUUCUUCGAAAUUAUGGAGUGCGAUCCGCUGAUCAACGAGAUUUUGUCAACUACCACUUUGUUCUCUUAACGUUUUUGAUCUCCUUCAUGUAGCCAUAUCAAAUAAAUACUUUCUUACCAUU